AUGCCGAUCCGCUUUGCCCCGCUGCGCCUCCCGCUGCGGCGCCGGCUGCAGACCGCCGCGGUCCUGCAAUGGGUCUUCUCCUUCCUGGCGCUGGCCCAGUGCUGCCUGGCCCUGUUCCUGCUGGCGCUGCUGGGGGAGCUCUGGCUGCCCGCCCUGCUCUACGCUGCCUGGCUCUACCUGGACCGGGAGACCCCGGCCCGCGGGGGGCGCCGCUCGCCCUGGGUCCGCCGCUGGGCCGUGUGGCGGCACUUCCGCGACUAUUUCCCCAUCACGCUGGUGAAGACGGCGCCCCUGGACCCCUCCCGCAAUUAUCUCUUCGGGUUCCACCCCCACGGGGUGCUGGUGGCCGGCGCCUUCGGGAACUUCUGCACCGAGGCCACGGGGUUCGGGGAGCUGUUCCCGGGGCUCACGCCCCACCUGCUCAUGCUGCCCUUCUGGUUCCGCCUGCCCCUCUUCCGCGACUACAUCAUGAGCGGGGGUCUGGUCUCCUCGGACAAGGCCAGUGUCUCCUAUCUCCUGGGCCACGAGGGCGGGGGGCAGGUGGCUGUGAUCGCAGUGGGGGGCCCCCCUGAGUCGCUGGAAGCCCGGCCCGGGGCACUGACCCUCCAGAUCCUCAGCCGCAAGGGGUUCAUCAAGGCAGCCCUGCAGCAUGGCGCCGCCCUGGUGCCCGUGUUCUCCUUCGGGGAGAACGAGCUGUUCCACCAGGUGCCGAACCCCCGGGGCUCGCUGGUUCGGGCCGUCCAGGAGCGGCUGCAGAAGCUCAUGGGGCUGGCGCUGCCCCUGUUCCACGCCCGCGGUGUCUUUCAGUACAGCUUCGGCCUGCUGCCCUUCCGGCGCCCCAUCCACACCGUGGUGGGGGCGCCCAUUCUGGUGCCCAGGACGCCCUGCCCGUCCCACCAGGCCGUCGACCGGCUCCACGCCACCUACCUGGAGCGGCUCAUCGCACUCUUCGAGGAGCACAAGACCAAGUAUGGUGUCCCCCCGGAGAAGCACCUCAAUCUCAUCUAGGGGUGCUGGGCCCCGGGCAGCUCUUAUUGGUUCCCCCCCAUGGGGAGCCCUUGGAGGCUUGUUUUGGUUCCCCCUUCAGUGGGGAGGGGGUCCUACAGGGGGAACUUGGAGGAACCCCAACCCCCUGGGCCAGGCUGGGCUGCUCCCUGCCCCCCCCUCUGUUGCCCCAGGGUCUGGCUGCCCAUCAGCAGGGGUGUGGGGCAGGGGAGGGGCUGUGGGGUGUGCUGCCAGCCAGCCUUGCUCUGAGUCAGGGGGUGUGGGGGGGCAGAGACAGCCCUUUCUCCUGCCCCCCUGGAUUCACCCUACUGCAAUAGGGCAGUGGUUGUGCAACUGUGGCUCUGGGUCCCAGGGCUGUCUGGGCAGCAUCUGCCCCCCCACCCCCUGGCCUGGUGCCAGCCCCCUGGUUACUGGGCCAGACUGUAACUCCAGCCCCACGGGGCAUGCAAUAAAAGACCUUCCUGUGUAA
Gopherus evgoodei (Goodes thornscrub tortoise) is the source of this 1474-nucleotide messenger RNA. RefSeq names its product 2-acylglycerol O-acyltransferase 2-B-like. Gene Ontology annotation, molecular function: diacylglycerol O-acyltransferase activity. Lineage: Eukaryota; Metazoa; Chordata; Testudines; Testudinidae. Gene Ontology annotation, biological process: diacylglycerol biosynthetic process; triglyceride biosynthetic process. Gene Ontology annotation, cellular component: endoplasmic reticulum membrane. The coding region runs from base 1 to 1008 and encodes 335 amino acids. The record is from RefSeq and is a predicted model, not a curated record. The transcript is spliced from 6 exons.